AGUGGGAGGUGAUUGGAAUAGGAUCAAACAAUUGAGGUGGGCCUCUCCCACACCACUCAUACAUUGGAGACAAAAGAGACACCCAUCUCUUCCCUCCUUCAUUCACUCGGCCAUACACUCAAGAGGAGAAGGAAAUCCCAGAAAAAUUACCAUCUUCCAUAGCCAAGAACAAGCAAGCUCAAGGAGGUCCAAGGGAAGGAUUUUUGAGAAGGAAAAACUAGGUGGAUCAAGGGACUUGAUUUAAGCAUUUUCGAACCUCGCCGGAGUUUCGCCAGAGUUGGUCAAAGUUCGCCGGAAAAUAGUCAAAGUUCAACCGGGAAGCGUAGAACGCGUGUGAGCUCACUUAAGUUUCAGGUAGGGAGUAGAGCUUGCUACUACCGCUCGUUGCUUCGGGGAAUUCAAGGAGGAAGGCGUGAAAUGGAGCCAAUUGGUAGAAUCACUAGGAGGAACCCGACGGGUCGUGUACCGGGUGGGUCCGAACGCGGCAGCCGGGGGUCCACUAGGGUGUCAAGGGGAAGGGGCCGUGGAGGCCAACAACAGACCGUGAGCGAUGGCCACGUGGACACCGAGAGUGAGACUUAUUGGUCCUAUGAGGACUCAACUUAUAGACCGGAGACCGAGCCAGUGGAAACCCCAUAUGAUGGGGGGGAUGAUGAUGUGAGUGAAGAGAGCGAAGAUGAUGGCACUCCUGGGAGAAUCGAGGCGCUGGUCCAACAAUACCGCCGGGAGCGUGAGGAGAGGAGACAACGCCGAAGGCGCCGAGCGGGGCAACCUUCGGGCAUGGCUUCAAGAGGGGGAAGUCAUGGUGCUUCUAGGGUCCAUGUUGAACCCCAUGGAGGCCAAAAUGCUGGAGGUCCAACCAUAAGGAUCUCCAAAUUUAUCAAGGAAGCAAGAGAUUUGGGAUGUAAACCGUUUGACGGGACGGGGGACAUCUUUGUGGCGGCCGAGUGGAUCAAAAGAUUCAACGAAGCGGCCCUUGACAUGCAGCUGCCACCCAACAUGAAACUGAGGGUGGCAAUAAGAUUGCUUGAAGGCAUGGCGUCCACAUGGUGGGACGGAGUCAAAGGGAAGUACGGCAAGGCC
Molecule: messenger RNA, 1083 nt
Organism: Cuscuta epithymum
Lineage: Eukaryota; Viridiplantae; Streptophyta; Magnoliopsida; Solanales; Convolvulaceae
Source: the annotation of a GenBank genome assembly